This is a messenger RNA of Hippopotamus amphibius kiboko, 1798 nucleotides long. RefSeq names its product netrin 3 (gene NTN3). The transcript has 6 exons. Bases 1 to 1743 code for a protein of 580 amino acids. Gene Ontology annotation, molecular function: protein binding. The record is from RefSeq and is a predicted model, not a curated record. Lineage: Eukaryota; Metazoa; Chordata; Mammalia; Artiodactyla; Hippopotamidae.
AUGCCCGGCUGGCCCUGGGGGCUGCUGCUGACCGCGGGCACGAUCUCCGCCGCUCUGAGCCCGGGGCCGCCGGCGCCCGCCGACCCCUGCCAUGACGAGGGGGGCGCGCCCCGAGGCUGCGUGCCUGGCCUGGUGAACGCGGCCUUGGGCCGCGAGGUGCUGGCAUCCAGCACGUGCGGGCGGCCGGCCACGCGGGCCUGCGACGCUUCGGACCCGCGGCGGGCACACCCCGCCACCCUCCUGACCUCCGCAGGGGGCACCACGAGCCCCGUGUGCUGGCGUUCCGACUCGCUGACGCAGGUGCCCCUCAACGUGACCCUCACAGUGCCCCUCGGCAAAGCUUUUGAGCUGGUGUUUGUGAGCCUGCGCUUCUGCUCAGCACCCCCCACUUCGGUGGCCCUGCUCAAGUCGCAGGACCACGGCCGAAGCUGGACCCCACUGGGCUUCUUCUCCUCCCGCUGCGGCCUAGACUACGGCCGCGUGCCUGCCCCUGCCGAUGGCCCAGCUGGCCCCGGGCCCGAAGCCCUGUGCUUCCCUGAGCCCCAGGCCCAGCCUGAUGGUGGUGGCCUUCUGGCCUUCAGCGUGCAGGACGGCAGCCCUCCAGGCCUGGAUCUGGACAGCAGUCCGGUGCUCCAAGACUGGGUGACUGCCACAGACAUUCAGGUAGUGCUCACAAGGCCUACCAUGCUGGAGAACAUGAGGGACGCCAUGGCCGUGGUCCCUUACUCUUACUCAGCCACUGAGCUCCAGGUGGGUGGGCGCUGUAAGUGCAAUGGGCAUGCCUCCAGGUGCCUGCUGGACACCCAGGGCCACUUGAUCUGCGACUGUCGGCAUGGCACCGAGGGCCCCGACUGCAGCCGCUGCAAGCCCUUCUACUGCGACAGGCCAUGGCAGCGGGCCACGGCCCGGGAAGCCCACGCCUGCCUUGCUUGCUCCUGCAAUGGCCAUGCCCGCCGCUGCCGUUUCAACAUGGAGCUGUACCGACUGUCUGGCCGCCGCAGUGGCGGUGUCUGCCUCAACUGCCGGCACAAUACUGCUGGCCGGCACUGCCACUACUGCCGGGAGGGCUUCUAUCGAGACCCGGGCCGUGCCCUGAGUGACCGCCGCGCUUGUAGGGCCUGUGACUGUCACCCUGUUGGUGCUGCUGGCAAAACCUGCAACCAGACCACAGGCCAGUGUCCCUGCAAGGAUGGCGUCACUGGCCUCACCUGCAACCGCUGUGCCCCUGGCUUCCAGCAGAGCCGUUCUCCAGUGGCACCCUGCGUUAAGACCCCCGUCCCUGGACCCACUGAGGAGAGCAGUCCUGUGGAGCCCCAGGACUGCGACUUGCACUGCAAACCGGCCCGCGGCAGCUACCGCAUCAGCCUGAAAAAGUUCUGCAGGAAGGACUACGCGGUGCAGGUGGCUGUGGGUGCGCGCGGCGAGGCGCGCGGUUCCUGGACGCGCUUCCCGGUGGCCGUGCUCGCCGUGUUCCGGAGCGGCGAGGAGCGCGCGCGGCGCGGGAGCAGCACGCUGUGGGUGCCUGCGCGGGACGCCGCCUGCGGCUGCCCACGCCUACUGCCCGGCCGCCGCUACCUGCUGCUGGGGGGCGGGCCGGGUGCCGCGGUGGGGGGCCCAGGGGGCCGGGGGCCUGGGCUCAGCGCCGCCCGCGGGAGCCUCGUGUUGCCCUGGCGGGAUGCGUGGACGAGGCGCCUUCGGAGGCUGCAGCGGCGCGAGCGGCGGGGGCGCUGCGGGGCGGCCUGAGCCCGCGGGCCGGGCGGGGCGCUUCUCACAGAUCAAGGCACACGUUCAUCCAGUG